Messenger RNA from Cucurbita maxima (winter squash), 1240 nucleotides. RefSeq lists its product as uncharacterized. The coding region runs from base 212 to 1177 and encodes 321 amino acids. The record is from RefSeq and is a predicted model, not a curated record. Lineage: Eukaryota; Viridiplantae; Streptophyta; Magnoliopsida; Cucurbitales; Cucurbitaceae. The transcript has 2 exons.
UCAUUAUCAGCCGUCCAUCAUUCCCCAGCUCAUUCCCAAUGUCUAAUCCAACGGCUCAUAUUCCGUUCCAAACCGUAUCCCUUCACUCCGUCCCUAUAUAAAUGAAUUGCAAACCCAACGAUAAGCCCACACCACAUCUGCGCUUCGAAUAAGGACACUCUGAGUCUUUUCACCGGCGAAGAUCACAUAACGACUCCAAACAAGAAGGAAAAUGGCGUGGUUGCUCUCUUUGAAGGCUCUAUUGAUGUCGGCCGGAGUUGUUUCCUUGGCUCUGGCUCUGAAGGUCUCCGUUCCUUUCGUUGUUGAGUUUUCCGUUCUGUAUGUGCCUCUGAUUUGGAACUCCCUGAUUUCUUGCCUGAGGCCUCCUUACAUUUACAUUAUCAUCAACGGCAUCAUCAUCUCCAUCGUCGCCUCCUCACGCUUCAACCAGAAGGAAGCCGACGCUUACGUUGAGAUUCCUUCUGCAAAUAAGGCUCCGGAGGAUAUCGGAUACAGGGAGAUUGUUUCGGAUUUCACUACUGUAGAAUCGCCGGCGGUUUACGAACAGAGAGAUGAACUGAUUGUUUCGGAAGUGAAGACUAUCGAUGCGAUAGAAUCGCCGAUUGAAGAAGUAAUUGUUCCGGAAGCGAUUAGCUCUGUUGAAGCUGAAGCAGAGGGUGAGGACAAAUUCAUCAUAUCGGCCAAUCCGAUCUGGACCUCGCCGGAGAGGAUGAGAUUACCAGAGAAACCACUCGUUUCUUCCAGAUUCGGCCACCGUAAAUCGGCGAAAUCGAGUCCUGAAGGCGGAAAGGCGCUGGGAGUAAUAUCGAAGGCGAAACGGCACGAGACGUUAGAGAACACGUGGAAGGCGAUUACGGAAGGCAGAGCAAUGCCGUUGAGCAGGCACAUGAAAAAGUGCGAGACGUGGGAGAAUCACUACCGUCAGAUUAGCGCCGGCGAGGUCGAGUCGUCAGCGGUGAAGAAAUCGGAGACUUUCAAGGACCGGACGAAUCAGGCAUUGACGCCGGUGAAUGUGUCGGGUCAUGCGAUGAAGCUGAGGAAAGAGCCGUCGAUGAAUCAGGACGAUUUGAACCGGCGAGUGGAGGAUUUCAUAAGAAGGUUCAACGAGGAGAUGAGGUUGCAGAGGGAACAGUCGUUGAAGAAGUACUGGGAGAUGGUGAAUCAUGGAGAUAACUGAAUUUACAGUCUCUUUUGGAAGCUUUUCUUCCAUUCUGGUAAAUUUUGAUUGGUCCAAAUAUAC